Saccostrea echinata is the source of this 1353-nucleotide messenger RNA. RefSeq lists its product as uncharacterized. NCBI's taxonomy places the organism in Eukaryota, Metazoa, Mollusca, Bivalvia, Ostreida, Ostreidae. Bases 1 to 1353 code for a protein of 450 amino acids. The transcript is spliced from 13 exons. Gene Ontology annotation, molecular function: metal ion binding; ubiquitin-protein transferase activity. The record is from RefSeq and is a predicted model, not a curated record. Gene Ontology annotation, biological process: protein ubiquitination. Gene Ontology annotation, cellular component: cytoplasm.
AUGGAGAAUGUUAUAGCUGAAGAGUUCUGGAGAAAAAGAGCUGAAGAGGAAAUGAUACAAAAUACUCGCAGAAAACAUCAGCAUGGAAGAGGAAUAUGCACUGUGUUUAUUCUAGAUAUGUCGGAAAGCAUGGAAGGCGAAGGAUUUCGUCAAAUGAAAGAGACUUUUAUUGACAUCAUGCAAGAAUAUGAAGCUUUAAAUUUAGACGACAACAUCGCUGUGAUUGGAUUUGGAGAUGAAAUAAGAUUUCUUCAUUAUUAUUCCAACAAUUAUCAUUCUAUUAAAAAUUGUCUAGAAAAUAUUGACUGCAAGGGACCAUCCCCUUUGGAAGCUGGGAUACUGCUGUCUUUGUCGUGUAUUCAGUUAGGAGGAGGACACACAACACCUUUGAAUCCACUUGUGAUCAGAGCUAGGGUUGUCGUGAUAACUGAUGGAAACCCCACCGACUUGUCUAGUUCUUUGGAGUCGUACAAUACAUCAAAUGACAGCGAGGCAUUCAAUAGACUCUUGUGUCUUGUUGGUGACCAAGGAAAAUGGAAUCCGUUUACAUUCAUAGCUGUUGGCAAAACUCCAAAUUAUUGCCUUUUAGGAGCAUUGGCAGUUGCAUCUAGGGGUGGGAGAAUAUUAGCACGUGAUGAAGCUCGACAGACUGCACGAUUUUCAUUAAACAUUAGAAUGGUUAAUAGUCUGCUAAUUGAUUUUCCCGAGGAGUCUAUAACGGAAUAUUUAGUCAGAAGGAUUGUGUUCCAAACAAGAAAUUAUCAACGUGCAAGUGAGGAAGACAUUAAUCAAAUUUGUGAAAUAUUGAAUGAAAAAGGAGUAUACAACAAAGACGAGGAGGUGGCUGAUGAAAGUGUUGAUGAAGAAUUUAAGGAGAGGUACUCUUCAAUGCCUUCUGUUGGAACAAGAGUGAGAAGAGGACACGACUGGGCAUGGGGGGAUCAAGAUAGUCAUGGAGUGGGCACUGUAGUUGGCCACAGUACCAAAGUUGGAUGGAUAAAUGUUGAAUGGGAUAAUGGUAAUCGCCUUAAUUACCGCUAUGGAUAUAAUGGAGAAUUUGAAGCAUAUGACUUAACCAUUUGUGAUGAACCAAGAGUACUAGAAAAAGGAAAAGUAGCAGUUGGAUGUCUGGUGAGGAAAGGACCAGAUUGGGAAUGGGGUGACCAAAACGGCAGCGAUGAGAACAUUGGGACUGUCUAUCGAGUAAAACACAAUGGCGUUGUGCAUGUGCGGUGGCCAAAUGGUAAUAAAAGCAAUUACCGAUUUGGACACAGAAAUAAAUACGAUCUCGUAUUGUGUGAUCCAAAUGAUCCUGAAGUUAUGGAAUCGUUAAAGUUCAUGGGAAAACAGUAA